AUUCCCUUUCAUAUUCGCGCAAAAAAUUGUUCAGCUUUGCUUUUAUUGGUCAAGUCUUGUUCAGGAAGAACCAAAUUAAUUAAUUGCUUGAAAUGAUAGAAGAAAACUCAUCAAAAACUGCUCGGGUGCCAUGGGUAGAGAAAUACCGACCUUCACAUCUGGACGAAUUGAUAUCUCACGAAGAAAUAAUAUCGACAAUUAAUCGUUUUAUUAAUCAGAAACAGUUACCACAUUUGCUUUUUUACGGGCCACCUGGUACGGGCAAAACUAGCACAAUAUUAGCAUGCGCCAAACAAUUAUACACACCGGCCCAAUUUAAGUCAAUGGUUUUAGAGUUAAAUGCUUCAGAUGAUCGUGGUAUCGGUAUUGUUAGAGGGCAGAUAUUAAAUUUUGCCUCAACUCGAACCAUAUUCAGCGGUACUUUCAAAUUAAUUAUACUGGAUGAAGCCGACGCCAUGACCAAUGAUGCACAGAACGCUCUCAGGCGUAUCAUUGAACGAUAUACUGAAAAUGUACGAUUUUGUGUUAUUUGCAAUUAUUUAAGUAAAAUAAUUCCCGCCGUGCAAUCUAGAUGCACCCGCUUUCGAUUUGCUCCAUUAUCGCAGGAACAGAUAUUGCCCAGAUUAAAUAAGAUAAUUGAAGAGGAAAAAGUUAACGUAACAGAAGAUGGCAAAAAGGCUUUAAUUACCUUAUCGAAGGGUGAUAUGCGCAAAGUACUUAAUGUUUUACAAAGUACCAGUAUGGCUUUUGAUACGGUCGAUGAAAACAACGUUUAUACAUGUGUAGGCCAUCCAUUGCGCCGCGAUAUCGAAAAAAUAUUGGAAACCCUCUUGGCUACCAGAGAUUUUGCACAGGCAUACGAUGAUAUACAAAGCAUCAAAUCCGUUAAGGGUUUAGCUUUAGAGGAUAUACUUACCGAAUUACAUUUGUUUGUCAUGCGACUUGAAAUGCCCAUGAGUGUUAUGAAUAAUUUAAUAAUUAAAAUGGCUGCAAUUGAAGAGCGCUUAACUAAGGGCUGUACAGAAGCACCGCAACUUACCGCUUUAGUAGGGGCUUUUUUCAUUCAUCGGGAUCAAGUAACCCUUGAAACUUAAUUUUAAUUUAUGCCAUUGCUAACCCACUGGCAUUCAUUUUCUAAGCUUCAAUUUGAGCUUAGAUUAUCUAGUGUAUGUAUGUAAAGCGAUCAUUCUUAAAGCAGUUUUUUUUUUUUUUUCUAAAGAGAAGUGUGUUUUGAAUUCGUACCGAAUAAUAAUUAAUUAUCAUAUUUCUACACUUUGUUCAAAAGGGUAAGUUUCACUAAGAAUAUUUAUUAUUUUUAUAUUUAACAUGUUCCCUACUUAGACAACUUUCAAGUCUUAGAGCAUUCAAAUAAUCCAAACUAUUCAUAUAAUAAAUAGUCGUAUCAUACAAAUUUUACUUAAACUUUAUACAAAAAAAGGAAAUACAACAAUAAAUAGUAAAAAAAAUUUUAUAAAAUGUGAAUACAGGAUGACAUUCUUGUAAAGUAUUUAGAAAACAUAUGGAUAAAUCGCAACGGAGAUAUAAUUUUGAAAACACAUAUACACUAUGUAUUGUGACUACUUUACUUAAAAAAAAAAAAAAAGAAACCCAACAUUUUGCAGUGCCAUCAUAAGGCUAAAUGAAUUUGGUUUGCGAGCCGAAGAUGUUGCUAUCGUUUUAUUAUGACUUAAUGU
This is a messenger RNA of Glossina fuscipes, 1694 nucleotides long. RefSeq names its product replication factor C subunit 5 (gene RfC3). Gene Ontology annotation, biological process: DNA-templated DNA replication; DNA repair. NCBI's taxonomy places the organism in Eukaryota, Metazoa, Arthropoda, Insecta, Diptera, Glossinidae. The transcript is spliced from 7 exons. Gene Ontology annotation, cellular component: DNA replication factor C complex; nucleus. Bases 93 to 1094 code for a protein of 333 amino acids. Gene Ontology annotation, molecular function: DNA binding; DNA clamp loader activity; ATP binding. The record is from RefSeq and is a predicted model, not a curated record.